AGCCCUGCCUCCAAAACAUCCGGAGCGGAGUUUCUCCUUGUGUAAUGAGAAGUGUUGGAUAAGCGGCGGGUUCCUCAGCUUACACAACAGCAUGAGUUCGUCUGCAGGGCCGCUGCUCGGCUAGUUUGACACAGAGACGUUCAGAAAGAGUUUCUGGAAGAAGAAGAGAGAGAAGAAACAUGGCGAAGAGGAGAGAGAGCGUUGAGACUCAGGUCAAAACAAAGAAACCGAGGCAGGUGCUGACGGUGAAGAGCAGAACAGCAAAGGCAGCAAGAGCCAAGAAGAGACAGGCAGAUAAUGGCAUCACAGAGGAAGAGGAGAAACUGGAGAGGAAGAUCAAACCCAAUUCACGUUUGUCCUCAAAAUUGGUGGCGAAGAGAAACUCUCCCUCCAAAUCCACCACCAGCACCACCACUGAUGUCAACACCAGUAAAUACUUCCAGUCACCAGUCAAGGAGGAGGACAUUGGCAGUGAGGACGACUUUGACAUGGUGACAUCACCACCACCUGUGGUUACUGUAAACGCCAAGAAACCAGAGAAAGAGGAGGAGGACAGUGAGGAAGACGAGGAUGACUGGGAGGAAGUGGAAGAGCUAGCUGAGCCACUGGGUCCAGCUGAAGCAUCAGAACCUGUGCUUCCUUCUCAGCCUGUUGAGAUAGAGAUUGAGACACCAGAAGUCAGGAAAAAGCAGAAGAGGCAGGCGGAGUUUGAGUCGUAUCUGAGGCGGAUGAUGAACAAAUGCAAGAAAGACCUGCUGAUAGACACACACAAGGUCCACCUCAUGUGCCUGAUAGCCAGUGGAAUGUUUCGCAACCGUCUGUGCAGUGAACCAGACCUGUUGGCCAUCACUCUGUCACUGCUGCCCGGCCACUUCAGCAUGGUCCUGAAGGAACGCAUCGACCAAAACUACAUCUCUGGACUGCUCAAAUGGUUUAGAGCAACAUUCACCCUCAAUCCCAGUCUUCCCUAUGAGGAGUGUCCGGACCCCCGGGCUCUCCUGGAGAGGCGGCUAGCCAGCCUAUCAGCCAGGAACCACCAGGAGAUGACUCAGCUGUUCCUGUUAGUGCUGAGGUCUCUGCAGUUCUUCUGCAGAUUGGUUCUUUCUCUGCAGCCGAUUCCUUUGAAACCCCCGUCAGCAAAGGGCAAAGGAGCAAAAACAUCUCCUGGUGCUUCAGGAAAGAGCUGCUCAACCCAAGAAACCUCCAAGACCACCUCUCCUCAGCUGAAGGUCUCUCCUGGCACGAAGAGACCAGCUGCAGGGGGAAAAUUCAAGGGAGACAGAGGAGGAAAGAAAGCAAAGAGAAAAGAAAAACCGGAAGAAGAGGAAAAGGCUGUAACAUCUGGGGGACAGAGACCGAAGAACUCAAAGCGCCGCACUAUCGCUUCAAAGGUCAGCUACAAGGAGGAGAGCCACAGCGAAGAUGAAGAGGUACUAAGCGAUGAGGACGAGUUUAAGGCAAGCAGCGAGGAGGACAGUGAGGAUUCAGAGAGUGAAGCUAAACCAUCAAAGGGGAAAGGGAGGAAAGUGAUAAACAAUAAGAACACUGGAGGGAAAAAAAUGGUAAAAGACGAGGGGGACAAAGAGUGGGAAGAAGAUGAGGACGAGGAUGAAGAAGGAGAAGGAAAGGUAAAUAACAGAACAAAGCGAAGGAGUGGCAAGAAGACAAAGGGCCCUGGAGCGGACGAAUGGAUGGAGGUCUAUCUAGAAAAAACAUCUUCCUGGGUUUGUGUGGAUGUUGAGCACGGUGUCGGAAUGCCUCACCUCUGCUCCCAGAAUGCAACAUCACCAGUGACGUAUGUGGUGUCGGUGGACGGGGAUGGGUUUUUAAAGGACCUGGGAAGGAAGUACGACCCCACCUGGAUGACAUCAUCCAGGAAGAGACGGGUGGAUGAAGACUGGUGGGAUGAAACGCUCGAGCCAUUCCUGGGACCUGAGGACGAUAGGGACAAAAAGGAGGACAAGGAGCUCCAGAAUAAGCUUCUCAACAAACCCCUGCCCAUCUCCAUAGCGGAGUACAAGAACCACCCACUGUACGCCUUAAAGAGACACAUGCUCAAGUAUGAAGCCAUCUACCCUUCAACAGCCACUGUACUGGGAUACUGCAGAGGAGAGCCAGUGUACUCCAGGGAUUGUGUGCACACCCUCCACUCCAAAGACACAUGGCUGAAAGAAGCACGGACUGUCAGACUUGGGGAAGAACCAUACAAAAUGGUGAAGGGGUUCUCUAAUCGUUCCCGUAAGGCCAGGAUCAUGUCUGAGCUGAAGGAGAAGAACGACCUUCCUCUGUUUGGAGAAUGGCAGACUGAAGAGUACCUACCGCCUAUAGCUGUGGAUGGGAAGGUUCCCCGUAACGAUUACGGUAACGUCUACCUCUUUAAGCCCUGCAUGUUACCGGUAGGCUGUGUUCAUCUCAAGCUGCCCAACCUGCACCGCGUGGCCAGGAAGCUGGGCAUCGAAGCCGCCCCUGCGGUCACAGGCUUCGACUUCCAUGGAGGAUACUCACACGCUGUGACUGAUGGUUACAUUGUGUGUGAAGAACAUGAGGAGAUUCUCAGAGCUGCCUGGGUGGAAGAACAAGAGCUUCAGAGACAGAAGGAGAGAGAGAAACUAGAAAAGCGGGCAGUCUCCAACUGGACUCUGCUGGUGAAAGGACUUCUGAUCAGAGAGAGGCUUCGACAGCGCUACGGCAAGAAGAACCCUGGGUUGGGGAGCCUCGCUGAGGGAGACAACACCGGUGACCUUUCAUCUGAUGAGGAGGCAGGUGAGGGUGAAAGUCCAGGAGCUAAGACUGCAUCUGAAACUCUGGCUAUGUCCUGGCCUCAAAACAGACAAGCAGAGGAGGAGGACGGAGGGAACAGCAGCGGACUGAAGAAGAGGCAGAAAACAAAACGAGAAAAGAAAGGACAAGACAAACAUUUGUUUCCCUUUGAGAAGGCGUAAUAUUGGAGAUUAAAAACUGUUGAUGAAUGU
Messenger RNA from Paralichthys olivaceus (Japanese flounder), 2972 nucleotides. It is a transcript of the gene xpc, whose product is annotated as xeroderma pigmentosum, complementation group C. The record is from RefSeq and is a predicted model, not a curated record. Gene Ontology annotation, biological process: mismatch repair; nucleotide-excision repair. Lineage: Eukaryota; Metazoa; Chordata; Actinopteri; Pleuronectiformes; Paralichthyidae. Gene Ontology annotation, molecular function: single-stranded DNA binding; damaged DNA binding. Gene Ontology annotation, cellular component: XPC complex; nucleus; nucleotide-excision repair factor 2 complex.